This is a messenger RNA of Hypomesus transpacificus, 1363 nucleotides long. It is a transcript of the gene mettl21e, whose product is annotated as methyltransferase like 21e. Gene Ontology annotation, cellular component: cytosol; cytoplasm. Gene Ontology annotation, biological process: peptidyl-lysine methylation. The transcript is spliced from 4 exons. Bases 223 to 966 code for a protein of 247 amino acids. Lineage: Eukaryota; Metazoa; Chordata; Actinopteri; Osmeriformes; Osmeridae. Gene Ontology annotation, molecular function: protein-lysine N-methyltransferase activity. The record is from RefSeq and is a predicted model, not a curated record.
UAAGAGAUAGUGGGGGCAGAUUGGAGAGAGAGAUAGAGGAACAGAGAAAAUGGAGGGGGGGGCAUCAGAGGGCACAACAGUUUCAAUGAGCCCAUAGCCUGGGGUGUCCUGAAGACCAAACCACCAGUAGGACAAACACCUGCUCCCGGCACACCGUGGCCCAGACCCUGAGGAGCACCCCUGAGGAUAGCCAACCCCUCCGAGUUCCACAUCAACCCAGAUAUGGAGACCCAGCUGGGACAGUCUACAGGACUGACUCCCACCAAAACACCAGCUGAAGACGUUGCCGUGGACGCAGAGCUGGAGCACGCCAUCAUGGAGCGCCGCUUCUGUCCGCCUGUCAUCACCACGCAGAUGUGGGAGGGCUUCACCUACGCCGACACCGAGAUCCGCAUCACCGAGUCGACCGGCUGCUACGGCGCCGUGCUCUGGCCCUCUGCAUCAGUCAUGUGCUAUCUGCUGGAUGUGAACCGUGACAAAUACAACCUGACUGACAAGAACGUUAUCGAACUAGGUGCCGGAACCGGAUUGGUAUCCAUAGUAACCAGCCUGCUGGGUGCCAAGGUAACCUCCACUGACCUUCCAAAUAUCCUGGGGAACUUGCAGUACAACGUCAGCCGUAACACCAGAGGGCGCUGCAGACACACCCCCGAGGUCACAGAGCUCAUCUGGGGCCAGGAGCUGGAGCAACGCUUCCCUCAGGCCAGCAGUCACUUUGACUACAUCCUGGCUGCUGAUGUGGUGUAUGCUCACCCCUAUCUGGAGGAGCUCAUGCAAACGUUUGAGCACCUGUGUCAGGAGGGCACGCAGAUCCUCUGGGCCAUGCGCUUCCGGCUGGACAAGGAGAACACCUUCGUGGAACGCUUCCAGAGCCGCUUCCAGGUGGAGGAGGUGUACAACCUGCCCAGCCUCUGCAUCAAGCUGUACCGAGCCUGGAAGAGGGUGGACCCUCGGGGGCCUGCCUGAGCCACUGGUGGAAGCGUGUGUAUGUUACGCGUGUGUGUGUGUGUAUGUUACGCGUGUGUGUGUGUGUGUGUGUGUGUGUGUGCAGUUCAUAUUACCAAAAAUCCCAAAGGUGCUUAAAAGAAUAAUAUGACAAAAGUAUGACAGUAUAGAUACCUUCAAAACUGUGACUUAUUUUUACAUUUGUAUGCAGUAUGUCGCUUUUUAUUGAUUGUAUUGUAUAUUAUGCUUCCUAUAUGAAGAUAUAUAUUUUUUUCUAUAGAAGCUUUCUCCAGACAACAGCAUAAUAGUUUUAUUGCAAAUGUUGUGUAUAAUACAACUAAAAAAAAAUAUUUUCAUGUACAAUAUCAGAUAUUGUUUCUUUAAUAAACCUUUUUUAUAACAUUCACGUUAAAUAAAC